Molecule: messenger RNA, 2475 nt
Organism: Menidia menidia (Atlantic silverside)
Lineage: Eukaryota; Metazoa; Chordata; Actinopteri; Atheriniformes; Atherinopsidae
Source: the annotation of a GenBank genome assembly
AUGCUGGUGUGCGGGGUUGGAUACUGCCGGAGGCCCCGCCCCAACGUGACGCACCGUGCCUCAAUUAAGGACUCGAAGCUCUCAGCCUCAGUCUCCCAAGAUAACCUGGAGCGGAUCGGAGCUUUACGCAUACAGGAUACAUUUAAGAGGAAAGGAUCUAAGACGAUGAUGGAACUGGUGACCAGUAUCCCUUUCUAUCACUUCAGUCCAGUGGACGAAACUGGGAGAAACGGCUCUUCCUACUCUUAUGAUGACAAUGAUGAGUAUGAAUACAAGGAUGAACAUAGCUCCAAGGACGAUCAUGCAAAGCUGAGACAGUCUCUCAACAACAUGUCUCUGGUUGUGUACUGCAUGGCAUUCGUCCUCGGUGUACUCGGAAAUGGAGUAGUCAUCUGGGUGACCGGUUUUAAGAUGAAGAGGACUGUUAACACCGUUUGGUUCCUCAAUCUCGCCGUGGCUGACUUUCUCUUUACUGCAUUCCUUCCUCUUAGUGUGACAUACACAGCUUUGGAUUUCCACUGGCCUUUUGGCAAAUUCAUGUGCAAACUGAACACCACCAUAAGUUUUCUCAACAUGUUUGCCAGCGUCUACAUCCUGGUGGUGAUCAGUGUGGACAGAUGUGUGUCGGUGGUGUGGCCCGUCUGGGCACAGAACCACCGAAAUGCACGCAAAGCUUCCAUAGUGAGUCUGUGUGUUUGGGUGCUGGCUUUGGUUCUCAGCUCUCCCUACUUCAUCUUCAGGGACACGGCCCCAUCCUUUCACAACGAAAGUAUAAUCAACUGCUUCAACAACUUUGCUUUUUCCGACGACUAUGAAACUCAAUCCGUGAAUCAGCUGCGAGUCUUUCGCCAUCAGGCCAUGACGAUCACCCGCCUGCUCCUGGGAUUUGUCGCUCCUUUCACUAUCAUUGUGUCCUGCUACGCUGUCAUAAUCCAUCGACUCAGAAGAAACCGCACCAUGGCCAGCAAAUCAAGCCGUCCUUUUAAAAUAAUUGCAGCUAUUGUCAUUACCUUUUUCCUUUGCUGGUCUCCUUUUCAUAUCAUGUGUCUAAUUGAGCUGAUGAAUCAUAUGUCGGAUAACACAAAUGAAACAUUAGACCACAUCAUCAUUAUUGGGCUUCCUAUAGCUACAAGUCUGGCCUACCUCAACAGCUGUUUGAACCCACUCCUGUAUGUAUUUAUGGGCCAAGAUUUCAAGGAUAAGGUCCGCAAAUCCAUCCUGCAUGUGUUGGAGGCUGCCUUCCAGGAGGAGGUGUCUCGCUCCUACACCUACACAAACUCAAUGGUCACCACUCGGAGCAAAGACAAGUCAUUCUCUGAUGCAGAGGUAGUACUUGUCAUGCUUCAUUAUGCAGGUUUCAAGACAACCAUGAAGAUGAAUGCUACAUCUUUUGAUGUCAUCAAUACAACUGAGGCUCCAGUGAAUUUCACCUUGGAUAACACGUUUGCAAACCUUAGCAAAUCUAUCAACACCAUGUCUCUGGUUGUGUACUGCAUGGCAUUCGUCCUCGGUGUACUCGGGAAUGGAGUAGUUAUCUGGGUGACAGGCUUCAAAAUGAAGAGAACUGUUUACACCGUUUGGUUCCUCAACCUCGCUGUGGCUGACUUCCUCUUCACCGCAUUUCUACCCUUGAGUAUCACAUAUCAAUCUUUAGACUUCCACUGGCCUUUUGGAAGAUUCAUGUGCAAAUUGAAUAGCGCUGUGGCUUUUCUCAACAUGUUUGCCAGCGUCUACAUCCUGGUGGUGAUCAGUGUGGACAGAUGUGUGUCGGUGGUGUGGCCCAUCUGGGCACAGAACCACCGAAAUGCGCGCAAAGCUUCCAUUAUGAGUCUGUGUGUUUGGGUGCUGGCUUUGGUUCUCAGCUCUCCCUACUUCAUCUUCAGGGACACGGCCCCAUCCUUCCACAGCAACGACAUCAUCAUCUGCUUCACUAACUAUGCUUUAUCUGAUGACUUUGUAACUCCGUCUGUAAAUCAGGUGCGCAUCUUUCGCCAUAAAGCCAUGACAAUCUUCCGGUUCAUUUUAGGAUUUGCCAUCCCUUUCAGUAUCAUUGUGGCCUGUUAUGCUGUCAUAAUCCGUAGUCUCAGAAGAAACCGCACACUGGCCAGCCAAUCCAAUCGCACAUAUAAGAUAAUUGCAGCCAUCAUCAUUACUUUCUUCCUUUGCUGGGCUCCUUUUCACAUUAUGUUUUUAGUUGAGCUGGUACACUUCUCUGCAGUCCAACAAAGUUUAACAUUAACAUAUGUGAUUGCCAUUGGGAUCCCACUGACCACCAGUCUGGCCUUUCUCAGCAGCUGUUUGAACCCGAUUCUGUAUGUGUUUGUGGGCCAAGAUUUUAAGGACAGGGUCCGUAAAUCCAUCCUGACUGUUUUGGAGACUGUUUUCCAUGAAGAUGAGACACAGUUUCGCACUGAUAUGAAGUCAAUGGAAAGCAAACAAAGCAAAGAGAAGUCGGAGGACAACAGUGCAGUGUAA